GGGUUCAUUUUGCUGCUUUCUUCUCCUGUUUUUCCUCUCACGCCGCUUUUGUCAGCACGUUUCCAAGUAACGAUUAUCUAAAGGACUUUAAAAAGCGAGAGCCAGACGGUUAACUCUUGCGAUGCCCUAGUCCAUUCUCUCUCUCUCUCUCUCUCUCUCUCUCUCGUCGUAAAUCGAGGAUUAUGAGGAGUUAAUGUGAAAUUGGCAAAACUGCUAAAUUUGUUUUCCCUCCACUAUUGCUCCUUCUUGAAAAUCUUGUAAUUCUAGAAAUUCUCUCUAGUCAAAAUUUUGGAAGUCAAGGAAUGUCCUCAUUUUUGUUCCAGUGGUAUACAAUUAGAAGUCUCAGUAUGCUGGGAAGACCCUUUAAGCCUCUGGAAGAGAGGUGAGAGUUUUUAUUAAAACAGGAAUAAUAUAAAAGAGAAAAAUGAAGCCAACCCGUGAACCUCUGCCUCGUGAACAUAGUACUGAGACUGUUCUCCGGUGCAUUUUAAGGGAGUCCACCAGUGAAUUGGAUAGUUUACAAUGGCUAUCCAAUCAAGGGGCUUCCGAUCAUAAUUUUCUGUUUGUAAAGGCUGAACAACUUCUGGAAAAGCGAAUCAAAGAUGGAGAGCCACUGGCAUAUUUUCUCAAAGGGCAACUUUAUUUUGAAGAGAAACGGUAUGAAGAUGCAUUAUUGCAUUUUGAACAAAACACGGAUUUUCAGUCCAUGUAUCAGUUGGGUGUAAUGUACUACGAUGGAUUGGGAACUCCUCCAAAUUCUAAGAAAGGAGUUGAAUAUAUGAAGAAGAUUCUCAAUUCUGACUCCCCUAAAGCACAACAUUUAAAAUUUGCUGCUGCAUACAACCUUGGCCGAGCUUACUAUGAAGGACAUGGGACUCAAUUUUCUGAAGAAGAAGCUGAAAGAUUAUGGCUUAUUGCUGCAGAUCAUGGAAACCCAAAAGCAAGUGUAAAGGCUCAGAGUACACUUGGAAUGUUGUAUUCAGCACAUGCUAAGGAUCUUAAAAAGGCGUUCUUUUGGCACUCAGAAGCUUGUGGGAAUGGAAGCUUGGAAUCUCAAGGCAUCCUUGGGAUUAUGUAUCUUCACGGACAUGGCAUACGUCACAAUUUGAAGGCUGCUUUGGAGUGCCUCAAUCAGGCAUCAGAUCGAGGAAAUGUCUAUGCUAAAGGCCAUUUGGUGGAGUAUUAUUACAAAAGAAAAUGUUUUAUAAAAGCGGCCGAGUUUGCCAAAAGAUCACAAGUCGUUCUACGAGGGACCACCCUAUAGCAGUAUUCAGAAGCUUCAGAUGAUAUUAAAUGCAGUGGUGCAGGCAGUUAUGUGUGCUUCUAGAACAUGUUACAAGUCUGCUCCACAAGCUGCAUUGGCUGCCAGUUUGCUUCCAGGUUCAAUUCAAGGGGCUGGCUGCCUGGCUGGCUCCAUCCAUCCAUCCAUCCAUCCAUCCAUCCAAUUUAUUUGCCACCUAUCUCCCAGUGGGGCUACUCUAGGCAGUUUACAAUAAUAAAAAGAAAAUGAGAAGAAUGUAAAUAGAACAAAAUAACAAAUGUACUGUAGUUAUUUUUUUUCCCUAAUAAAACAUAUUAAUUUGA
Pantherophis guttatus is the source of this 1584-nucleotide messenger RNA. It is a transcript of the gene LRP2BP, whose product is annotated as LRP2 binding protein. The record is from RefSeq and is a predicted model, not a curated record. NCBI's taxonomy places the organism in Eukaryota, Metazoa, Chordata, Lepidosauria, Squamata, Colubridae. Gene Ontology annotation, molecular function: protein binding.